Colias croceus (clouded yellow) is the source of this 2659-nucleotide messenger RNA. Its product is annotated as TBC domain-containing protein kinase-like protein. The record is from RefSeq and is a predicted model, not a curated record. Lineage: Eukaryota; Metazoa; Arthropoda; Insecta; Lepidoptera; Pieridae. Gene Ontology annotation, molecular function: ATP binding; GTPase activator activity; protein kinase activity. Gene Ontology annotation, biological process: protein phosphorylation; activation of GTPase activity. The transcript is spliced from 13 exons. The coding region runs from base 227 to 2638 and encodes 803 amino acids.
CCUGGAUGUUUUUGUUUUGAUACAAAUUUCAUAAUUCAAUCUUCAUUUAACAAAUAUAUUUUUACAGCUAUAUUUUUAUUCAAUAAUUUAAGUUUCAAAACACCAUAAUAACCGAUGUGAGAUAUUUAAAAAUAUUAAUUGACAUUUAUGUCCAUCACCGCCCCUCGGUGAUAAUAAAUAAUUAACCGCUUGUUGUCUUAUAAGUUUACCUUCUCGUGAAGCAAUAAUGAAUGUAGAGGAGAACUGUAAAUUCGCUGCUUGCACGUAUUUCGCUAAAAAUCAUCCUGGUGAAACGUGCGGUAGCAACGGAUUGCCGCUUACUCCUAGUUCUGUAACUAUAUUAGGACGAGCUCAACGAUUACUGACGAUAGAACAUCCGAAUUUAUGCACCUACCUCGAUAUUAUUAGAGGGAAACAUGAAAGGAUAAUCGUCGUGGCUGAAGUAAUAGGUAAACCACUGUCGGAGCAUUUGUCUAAAUUUUCCAUCCCUGAGGUUACAAGCAUUGCUCUACAAGUGGCUAAGGCAAUGCAGUAUCUUCAUGAACAAGAAAUAACACACAGAAUACUCUCAGAUGAUAAUAUUUUAUUAGAUAAUUGUGGGAGAGUAAAGCUAUUCAAUUAUGGCAUGUUUUAUAUGACUGAUGGUGGAAAAGAAGUGCCGUUUCCUUUGGGACUUCCCCGGUACCUAAGCCCAGAAACAAUUCUUAAUGGUGGUGGUCCAUCAGCCGAUAUAUGGAACUUUGGUAUCAUCCUCUUAGAGCUAUGUCUGGGCAAAUUAUGGAGUAGUUUGAAGCCUGGGCCCAUUCUACGAAGGAUACUAACGUUGGUGCAUGCUAGUAAUCCUGCUGAAAGAAUUGCAAGGGAACAUGACUGUUUUGAAGCUUAUAAGGCUCUUCCAGAAAGCAUAAGAAAUAUAAUUGAAAAAUGUUUAAAAAUAUAUCCAAGUGAGAGAACGACUUUUACACAAGUAGUUGAGGAUUUAUCGAAAAUCAGUGAACAAAAGCCAAUAGAAGUGAAAACGCCAAGGGGGCUAUUAGGUUGUAAACUACAAUAUCUAUAUCACUGGUGGCAGUUAGCAGGCGGUGAUAUUAUAUCUGAGCUAAAGAAGAAUGGCUUGAUAAAGAAUAGCCCCCCUAUAUUGUCUAUGCCUAUAGCAAUACUGCUGGAUGGAUGUACAAUAGGAGGCAAGAAAAAUGCAUUAUUUGAUAGAAGAAUAGCAAAAUAUAGUUUGGAUAUAUUGAAAAACCGCCUCGCUCAUAUCUCACCACAUGAUUUUUACCCGUUAAUGCAUGAAAGAAGAAAAGAGUAUGACGCUGUUACUUUACCUAAGAUUAUUAGAGAAAAGGAUACUGAAUACCAAUUCUAUAGAUUAAUUUGGUUUCAGAGACUUUUGCAUGGUUACCCCUACACAGCUCAGUACAUAAGAGCACAAGCGGAAAUAGAUAUCCCACCUCUAGUGAGGGGGGAUGUUUGGGCAGCCCUAUUAGGGGUUGUUGGAGAUAUAGAGGACCAGUAUGAAAGGAUAGAUAAGGAGACCCCUACUCCUACUGAUAGACAGAUUGAUGUUGACAUACCGCGUUGUCACCAAUACUGCUGGUUGCUCUGUGGUAGAGCUGGUCACAGAACAUUAAAGCGGUUGUUGAAAGCCUGGCUGUUGACGAACCCGCAAUAUGUGUACUGGCAAGGCUUGGACUCGCUGACUGCACCAUUCUUGUACUUGAAUUUUUGUAAUGAAGCUCGUGCCUUCGCCUGCCUCUCGGCUUUCGUUCCCAAGUACUUACAUAAAUUCUUCCUAAAAGACAACAGUGCGGUUAUAAAGGAAUAUCUGGCUAAGUUCUGGCAGAUAACAGCCUUCCAUGAACCGGAGUUGGCAGCACAUUUACAUGAUAUUAACUUUGUGCCUGAGUUAUUCGCUAUACCGUGGUUCUUGACUAUGUUCUCUCAUGUAUUCCCGCUCCAUAAAAUCGUCCAUCUCUGGGACGCAUUACUAGUGGAAGGGCCACAAUUGCCACUGUUCAUGGGUGUAGGCAUUUUGCGGCAGUUACGAGACACCUUACUGGAUUCCGGUUUCAAUGAAUGUAUUCUGUUGUUCUCGGACCUGCCUGAAAUCGAUAUUGGCGAGUGUGUUAAGGAAUCCAUAGAGAUGUCACGCAGUACGCCGCGCAGCAUUAGCUAUAGACGAUUCACGAAUGAGCCUGAAAUAAGAGAUCCUAUGGAUGUGGUAGAAGUGCCUAUGGAGGUGUUGCUAGCUGAAAUAUGUCCUCGGAUCAACCUUUCUGAUUUCUUCUCGCUAACCUGCCAAGAGAAAUGCUGUUGCGUUGAUAUCAGAUCAAAUUUGCUGUACGAAAAGAGUUGCAUAGAGGGAAGCAUAAACGUACCCUACAGUGGGGUACACUUGGGUCAACAUGAGUUAAGGUCACUCGGAUUGCACCCUUAUCGAGUCUUGAGUGAGGCGAUUUCUUCAAAGAAAACUGUUGUCGUUGCGUCUGCUGAAGACGAAACUGCGCAAUUGUUCAGCGACUAUCUGGUGAAAUGUAAAGUGCCUCGAGUGUGUAUCCUCCACGGUGGAGUGAGUGCGCUACACUCGCACGUGCCUUCUCUCUUCACUGUGCCGCCGAAAAGGAAUGGCCAUAAGUGAAAAAAAAAAAAUUAGAAAAAU